AUGUAUAUAGUGAGGGCAAUUAUGUUUAUGUCGCUAAGUUAGAGAACAAAUACUGCCCAGUAUCUAUCUUACGUAGGUAUAUUGAAGCACCCAAUUUGGAUCUACAGUGGAUCUGUCUAGUCAUUUGCCUUUAUUCAGGCCAUUAACGAAGAUUAAGUCGGGUUAUACUCUUAGGAAUGGCAAGUUAUCCUAUGCUCGCUGCAGGGAAAUAUUUAAGACUACUUUGAAAGACUUGGGCCAUGACCCCAAGGAAUAUGGCCCACAUAGUCUGCGUUCAGGGGGUGCUAUAGCUGUUAUCAGUGAUGACGCUUUCAAAGCCGUUUCUGAGAGGUUGUUUAAACUUCAUGGGCGCUGGAAAACAGACGAAACGAAAGACAUGUACGUUUUAGAG
Porites lobata is the source of this 391-nucleotide messenger RNA. The record is from the annotation of a GenBank genome assembly. Lineage: Eukaryota; Metazoa; Cnidaria; Anthozoa; Scleractinia; Poritidae.